Molecule: messenger RNA, 2379 nt
Organism: Bombus huntii
Lineage: Eukaryota; Metazoa; Arthropoda; Insecta; Hymenoptera; Apidae
Gene: Sfxn2
Product: sideroflexin-2
Exons: 9
Coding region: 734-1750 (338 amino acids)
Biological process (GO): serine import into mitochondrion; monoatomic ion transport
Cellular component (GO): mitochondrial inner membrane
Molecular function (GO): monoatomic ion transmembrane transporter activity
Source: RefSeq, a predicted model, not a curated record
GGACAAAAAAUUGGCUGCCACUUAUAUGCGUUACAUAAUAUGCGGUCGUGCACGUGUAGUUUGACAUAGUGCGGCCGAAGGUGAAAAUACACACGAACAUUCGGCUAUUUUGCUACGUCGUUCUUGAAUGAAAAUGUGUCUGUAUUUAAACAGAAAGUGGGUUGUUCUUCAACUGCCAGCCUCUCUUGUCGAGAAUGGUCGAUAAUUGACCAGAACCGAGAUACCCUGCUCGAGAUCAUUCGAAAAUGCAAACACGCAAGUAUCUUGCCAUGACGUCAUACAAAUGAAAGACGAUAAAAUAUAGCCUGAAUAUGGGAGAUAAAACAAACACAUCCCUAGACUUACAUACUAAACUACGUAUGAUCAAUGCACGUUACACUGUACGUAGUGGCUUAGGUUAUGCCGUACGCCGUAUACCGUAUUUUCGUGGACGCAGGGUCCGCGAAGAUAAGGAUACGCGCAUGCAAGUUCGGCUAUCGAACUUUACCGACUGAAACCGGGUGUCUUACAUACUUAACAAUAAUAUAUCGAUUGAUGGAUCGAAUUUGGCAUUGUCUGUUAAUUUUCUAUUAUAAUUCAUAUAGUCUGCGUUUGCCUUUUAGAGUCUCGCUCGUACAUUGAAUGGUAUGUUCGGUGUCACAGUGUCAAAUAAUCGAUACGUACGCCUUCUCUGUUUGCAAACGAUCUUUCGAACGUUUUGCACCAUAUACCAUUAAAGCAUAAAACAUUUAAUAUGACAAUCUCGAUUGAGAUCGCAGUACCCUCAAAGAUGGGGGAGGAGAGACUGGACGUCGACCAACCUCUAUGGGAUCUUAGCACCUUCGUAGGCAGAUGGAAGCAUUUCUUGUGGCAAACUGAUUUCCGCACUUGUACCGUUGGUGAUUCCCAGUUGCUAGCAGCAAAGAAACUAUGCGAAGACUAUAAACUUGGGAAGGAGCCAGCUGGUACAACCCGGGAGCAAAUCAUCUAUGCUAAGAAGCUUUACGAGUCAGCCUUUCAUCCCGACACCGGUGACCUGCAGAAUGUCUUCGGUAGAAUGUCCUUUCAAGUGCCAGGCGGAAUGCUUAUCACUGGUGCUAUGCUUCAGUUUUACAAAACAACCACAGCUGUGGUUUUUUGGCAAUGGGUGAACCAGUCGUUCAACGCGUUCGUUAACUAUACGAACAGAAAUGCCAACAGUCCUACGACCGUGUCUCAAUUAGGACUGGCAUAUGUCAGUGCUACCUCAGCGGCCAUGAUAACGGCUAUAGGAUUCAAGUCCUUUUGGGCAAAACGGGCAAGCACCCUUAUGGCGCGCUACGUGCCGUUCGCUGCCGUGGCAGCUGCAAAUUGCGUGAAUAUUCCCCUGAUGCGGCAGAACGAAAUCACUAAUGGAAUCGACAUCAGUGACGAGAAUGGCAAUAAGUUGACCAAGUCAAAAUUCGCCGCAGUUAAAGGUAUCAGCCAAGUAGUCAUCUCGAGAAUUGUUAUGUGUGCACCUGGCAUGUUGAUUCUACCACCCAUGAUGGAAAGACUAGAAAAAUAUGCUUGGAUGCAGAAGAUCAAAUUUUUGCACGCACCUAUACAAGUUAUGUUGGUCGGUUGUUUUCUGACGUUUAUGGUUCCUACGGCAUGUGCGUUAUUCCCUCAAAACUGCUCAAUUAAAUCUUGUGAUUUGGAACGCUGGGAGCCUGAAAAUUACGAACUUUUGAAGAAGAAUUGUAAAAGCAGAGAUAUACCCAAAUACUUAUACUUCAACAAAGGUUUAUAAUUCAUAGAGAACGUAGUCGUGAUAAAAAAUCAUCGAGGACGCUCUUUUUUAUCACCCUUAGGGGAUAAGCGAGCUAAUUAAUAAUGGAAUUGAAAUUUUCCCAUAGAAUAAUGUCGGGAAUAUUUUUAGUUUUCUGCUGGUUCAGAGGGUGAAGAGAGCUUGUUUCGAGGAGAACAAUAAAUACGACAAUAUUGCAUUUCAAAUAAUUCUUGUUCUAUAUAGCAAUACAUUUUAUUUGUAAAUUUCAUAAUAUACAUGCUAAAUCAGUGCAUUUUAUUAUUCAUCGUGUAUGUUGAUCGGUAUCCUCUUGUGAUAGGAAUAACAAUAGAAUCGCUAACAUGUAAUUACCUUUUGUACACGAGACAUUUCAGACAGCAAUAAUCUAUUUCUACUAAACGCUCAAUCAUCUUGCUUUAAUUAAACUAGGUAAACAAACAUAUGUAUUUGUUAAUGACUUAAAUGGCGAUAUCAUAAUAUUACACAUUGUAUUGUUGAACCUCUGUGUCAUAGAUCUUAAAACAACUGUCGAUGUUCUAUUGUUACUACCUCCUUCAACUGUUAUACGUUAUAAAAGAAAACGCUGCCAUGUAUAUUUUAGUAAUAUUACAAUAAACACUUUGGAAACUGAA